UUUACCAUACAAAAGUAAUUUAUUUGGUGAAGCUUACAUUACAAAAAUUAACUUAUAAACUAAAAAAACACCGUAACAAACAAGUAUUGACUGAUAAUUUACACAUUUUGUUUGAUGGCAUCAUCUACUUCAUCCAAACAACCCUUGAACUUCUGCCAUUGCUCCAUUGUUAACAUAAUACCUUUUCUACCAGGUUUGGCCUCUCCACUUGCAUCUAUAUAAAACUCCCUGAUAUCCACAUACCAUUUUCCUUUGAAUUCAGUAAGUUUAACAUGUCUAUUUUUACCAAUUGUCCAGGAAUUAUCAUCAUUUUCCUUGGGUUUGGGUUUGCUGGAGCUUUUUUCUUUGGUUUUUGAUUUUUUUACUGGUGCUUUCUGGAAAAAAAUUGCACUUAUAAAUUAGCAUAGAUAAUAAAAUUCCUAUAGCUUACAUCAGAUUCUGAGCCUGAGUCGGAGGAUCCUUUGGUUUUUGCCUUUUUGACUGGAGCUCUCUGAAUAAAAAAGUUCACAAUCACAAAUUAGCAUAGAUAAUACAAUUUUUAUAGCUUACAUCAUCAGGUCCUGAGUCUGAGUCGGAGGUUUCUUCCUUCUUUGUUUUGGGCAUUUUAUUUCAACUAUUUACUUUAAUUUUACUUAAAUAACUCAAAAACCCGGCCUCUUUUAGAUGCCGAACUCAGGAAACAGAAACAAAUAUGCGCAUGCGCAAUACAAAAUGGCGGCUAACCGAUUUUAUUGUUCGUCGCAAAUUCAAAAGUAGUUCCAGCGCGCAAAAAUUGCACAAAUGAAGUCACAGCUGUGAGUUUAAAAAAAAAUAAUUUUACCAAACAUAACAUACAAUUUUAAUAGUUUAAAAUGCCUCAAACACUAGAAGAAAUAAUCCCCGCAUUUUCAACAUGGAAAAUGAUAAACGAAACAGUACCGGAUUUGUUAAAAGAUUGCUCUGAAGGCAGUUUAAAGCGUUUAGCAAACAUCAUACAGUCCAAGGAACAUUCCAACAUUUUUAUAUAUGAUAAAGAUCCUAACCUAAGCUAUGAAAAUUAUGAAGAUAUAAUAAACAAAUACAAAGCUUUCACUACAUGGCUACUAGGGCAGUUAUUAUACGUAAUAAGCUGCGAGAAAGUCUCGAAAAUACACGAUUUAAUCGUUAAAACCCAACUAACAAUAUUGGAUAGUUUAUCGAAAACUCAUUUAAAUGUUUAUUCGGAAUUGGCAAGUGAAUAUGCUAAAACCCUGGAAUUGCUGGUUAAUAUUUGUAUAAGUGAUGUAAAUAAUAAUAAGUUGGAGGUUUUUAUACCAAAGGUGCAUGAUGAUUUAAAAAAAUUAUAUGGUAUAUUUGAUCAUAUUCUUGUUGAAAGCUUUACAUUCUUUAGUUUUGAUGAAUCUACUACAAAAAUAUUACAUAAUUUAACAUAUUUAUUAAGUAUGGGACCAUUUAGCAUAAAAACUUUAAUUUCUAAUACUUAUGUAAGCAUUAUAGAAAAAACAAAGUCAUAUCAUGAUGAUUACAGUUUUAUCAUAGUGAAAAAAGUCAUGGAAAUGGCAUCUCUAUUCGAACAAACAAUAUAUGAUGUAUAUAAUGUACAAAAUAAAACAAAUAUUAAUAAAAAUGAUUUGAAAAAGUUUGGUGAAGUUGUAGAAAAGUAUUUUAAUGUAUGCCAUAAUUUUGAUAAUGUGAUAAUAGACAAUAAGAGUAGAAUAAGUAUGUUUGUGUACAAGAAAAGUUUGGAAAAUCAAGAAAAUUUGAUUCCAGAUAAUGUUUUAAAAUCGUGUGUGUUAAAUAUAAAGUCUUUACCAGUUAAUUUUGGGAAAAUUGAGGACUUAUUAGGUAAAUUGGUUGAUGGUUUAAAUUAUUAUGCUUUUGUGCCAUUAAAAAAUAUAAUAUUAGCCAAUAUAACAGAUAGUUUUAAAAGAAACACAACAACAUUGAAGGCAUAUGAAAAUUGUUCUUAUAUAGGAUUAUUGCAAGAACUAAUACUGCAAAAGUUAAAUAAAACAGCUUGUACAAAGAAUUUGUGCAACUUAACAAGGUUUUUAACAUUUUUCAACAAUAUUUGUAAUAUGCUAAUAGAAAUAAAAAUUAAAUCACUGAAGACUCUCAAGAAUGUAACUAUAAUAUUUUUUGAUGAAAAACGUAUAUUUCUGCCGAUAAUUAAUGCAAUUUCACGCCACUCUCAAGGUUGCACACAGAAAUUGGAUCAAAAUGUAUACCUAAAAUAUCUACUCAAUGUUUUCUUUGCCACCAAUUCAAACAACUUGGACAUAAUAUUCACAAUGAUAACCCACCCCUUAUUAAAACCCUUGGUAUACAAAAACGACAACAAUCUACCAGAUAAUUUCAUCGGUGUUGCCGAUAUAAACGAAUUCAAGAAGGGCAUAAGAGCAUUUUACGUUUUUUUGGGUAAAGAAGACGUCGAUAAAACAUUGGCGCUCACUUAUUUGGGCGAUUUUUUGACAAUCCUCUCUAGCAGUAUGGUUGGAAAUUUAAAUGAUUCUCAAGUGGAACACAUUCAAAGAAACUACGCCGUUAUUUUGAAGAAUAUGGUCCAAAAUAAUGAUCCUAACAUCGCCUUGUGUUUAAAGGCUAUCCCACAUAUUUUCUCACUAUUUAGCAAUGCAGAAGAAAUAUUAUUAACAAUAGUAAUACCUAUAUUAGCAAAUACAGAUAAGAAUGCACAAAAACAAACUUUGGACGUUUUGCCAAACAUUUUUUGCGAAUGUUUCCAUGAUUAUUUAAAAAUUAUCUACUGGAAUGAUAAUGUAGAUGAAUUAUCUAUUGAAAUAUACUGUGAAAAAUGUUAUUUGGACCAUAAUAUCGAAGAAAAAAGUGUUAGAAUCAAGGAUUUUGUUAGUUAUCGUUUCAAAGAAGAUUCUGAGGCGAUAUGUUUCAAGAAAAACAGAGUUGAUAUUGGUUCUGUGACUGGUACCCUGUUGAAACACGUUAUAAGACUGCUCACCACAGGUACAAGCGAGUUAAAAGUGGGCGCCUUAGGGAGUUUACCGAAUUUUUCCAACCACGUUGUCAAAUUUCACUCUGUGAAUGUUUUUAAAUUAUGGCUUGAAACUUGUGGGGAUCACAGUAAGGAAGUGAGGCUAAAAUUUAAGGAUAUUAUAUACAAAACGCUUAUAUAUGGACAGGAUAAUACUGUUCUAUCGGAUGACAUCAAAAAAGAAACAUUGGAGAUAAUAUUUAGUGUUAUACUGAAAUUUAGUAAGAAAUCUUUACAAUUUUCGGACUUGGACUUGCAAGAAACCCUAUUGGACACCAUAGACGAAAUAUCUAAUAUUAAAACCCACUAUGUCCAAAUAGAAUCAUUAAAAAUCCUACUGUAUUUUAUAAUAGUGCCUACGUCAAGAUUAUCCCUCAUAGCGAUAAACAAAUGCUUCAAAAUAGCGGAAAAGCGCGGGGAGACAACUAAAACCAUAUUCUCCCAAAACAAAAGGGAGUUCUGCGAAGUCGUAGCCCACCUGUGCUGUGUGAACCAGGCCUUAAUAAACUCCAGUCUGUCGUCGUCGCUGGGCAAGUGCUCGGUGAUGUUCGGCUUCUGCGGGCCGAAGGACUUCGUGUCGCAAAGCCUGGGCUACAUGUUGCCGUUCGUCGUCGCCAAGGUCGUCGAGUUUCCCAAGGUUGCCAGGUUGAUCGAGGAGUACGCCGAGAUGGUCGACAUGGAUGUGGCUGAGUUGCUGGCCAGCAAAUACGGCAACAUUUUUUUGCACGUUUUUUUGAACGAUCGCGAUCAUUUCGAGGAGAUUUCGAGUUACUUGGAGCGGACCACAGGAUCUACCGGGCCGGCGUUGAGGAAAAGGAAUUUCAGGGUCAUUUUAAACGAGCUCCUGAUGAAUUUCCACGAAAAACGGGAACGCGUUCUGCUAGCACUACGUCUACUAUCGAUGGAGGACAAUGAGAACACAUCGAAAAACAUACCCGACUAUCUCCAAUCGCUAUUCCUAGGCGUUCUGCAGUAUUUCGAUGUGAAAUUGCUAUCGAAAAAGGACAACGUACUCCUCAGCCUGGCGGAACUUUUUAAGUUCAUGGGUUCCAAACACAUAACACCUCUAAAGUUCAAGAUCAUUGCCAUGCUGCAGAGUGGAAAGUACAGUAGUUCGCCCAAACUGAACUGCGAGGUUUGGGACGCCUUCAUCAGCAGUUGCGAUAUAGAAUCUCUGGGGCCUCAGUUGGCGACCAUUUUCGUUUCCAUUUUACCUUUGGUUGAAUCGUGCCCGAAAAAGGUCAACGAAAUCUUCAAAUACCUAAUCGUAGACAAUGAGGUCUACACCAGGGAUUACAUACCAGACCUGUUCUUCGUCAACAACGCCAACGUAGAUAAGCCGAUAUUAAGCCAAAUAAAAAAGCACCUGAAAUGUCUGGAACAGCUGAAUCUCAAAGAAAAAAUCAAACGAUUUUUGAAAUACCUCAAGCACGAAACCAACGAAGUCAGAAUCCAAGCUUUGAAGCAUCUAAAGGUGUUAAUGGAGCAAAACAGAGAGGAGCUAGACCAAAUGAUACUGGGCUAUAACGGCAUAGACCAGGUUAUAGUGGAUCUGAUAGAUAUUUUGAUGUUGGCUUGCAGGGAGAAGGAUAGCUCGCUUAAGUUGGCGUGCGGGAACGUUAUAGCUGAGUUGGGGGCUGUAGAGCCAAGUCAUCUGCCCAGAAGAUAUGCUCAGGACAGCAAGUCGUUUAGUUUUUUCAUACAUGAAGACAGUUUUAUUGUCAACACGUUAAAUGAGCUCACUAAAGCAUUCCAAGCUGAAAAAAAUACACAGAGUAUGGAUAGGUUUGCCCUGGCAAUUCAGGAAAUUUUAAAGUCGUACGAAAUUUCACCAGAGGAAAACAGUGCAAAAUCCAGACUGUGGAGACAAUUCCCCGAGUCGCAGCAAGAGUUGAUGUUACCCUUAUUGUCUUCUAGAUACAUGAUGGCGCCCUCUGAGGACCCGAAUUUUACGUAUCCCAUUUAUGGUUCCAAUGUUGGGAUGUCGUUUGAUUCUUGGCUAAACAAUUGGACAUAUAGUUUAAUAUUAAGCCUUCCAAACGAAAUAAAAACGCUUCUUUUGGCAUGCUCGCCAAGUAUGAAACAGGACCAUAGAAUAUUAAUACAUUUUUUACCAUACAUUUUACUGCAUUCAUUAUUGGAAGGCUCAAACGAUAUACAAGAAAAAUGCGUUGUGGAAUUUCAGGCUGUUACAAAUGCCUUCAAAAUCAAGAAAGAACUGAACCAUCGCAUUCUUAAUGCGAGGCCUUUGCCUAUACCAGGUAUGGAGGUUAUUCCUCAGGUUAUAACUCCCGAAGAAGUGAAGCAAUUGGAAUGCACCAAAGUUGUGUUUCUGCUGUUGGAUUUUCUUGACCGUUGGUUAAGAGAGUGGAUGUGGCUCAAGGGUCAGUCUGGGAACAGUAAUGAGAAUUAUCAGGCACUUAAGAACUUUCAAAAUCGUUUCUGCAACUUACACCUUGCAAAAUGCAACUACCACUGCGCAGAAUACCCGAGAGCCCUAAUGUACCUAGAAGACUACAUAACAAAAAACCCGAAAGAAAAAGACAAUCACUUAAGUUUCCUUGCAGAGAUCUAUGCUCAGUUAGAUGAACCGGAUGGCGUGGCUGGCGUAACAGCCUUGCAACAAAAAGAACCUUCGGUAGAGGAAAGAAUUUUAUCGUUGGAGGUUGCGGGAAAAUUGGCCGACGCAGCUGCGUGCUACGAAAGAAUGACUCCCCCCUUAAAAUUGCACCAUUUGCAGGGUCUCGUUCAAUGUUACCUCGACUUGGACAACGUCAAUACGGCCCUGAAUUUCGCCCAGGGCGCCGUAAAUUUGCAGCCGGAGUUCGGUAAUAUGCUGCUGGAAAUGCAGGCCGAACCUUUAUGGCGUUUGGGCCGAUACGACGAUUUGGACAAAUUUUUGAACAAGGACGACAUGGUGAAUAACAACAGUUGGGGUGUUAAUAUCGGUAGAUCCUUGCUGCAUGUUAAAAAUGGCAAGAGAGAUCUAUUUAACCAAGUAAUAGACGAAAUAAAAAUCCAACAAGUGGAAUCCUUGGGUGCUAGCAGCAUGGAAAUGGGGGUCUACCAAAGAGGCUACAGCUACAUAUCUCGACUCCACGCUAUAAACGAACUGGAGCAGGUCGAAAAGUGCAUAAACGAACUGCUAUUGAAACCUAACGACAAAAACUAUGCAGAAGCUAUUAUGAAGAAGUUGUCCAUGGAAUGGGAAUUGAGAAUUAAAGUUGUGCAGGAGUCCAUAAGGAUCAUAGAGCCGGUUUUGUGUUUGAGAAGGGCGGCUCUAAACAUGGGAAAAAGUAUUAUUGAGGAGAAGGCUCCGGUCGGUGUGAAAUUUUUUAAUGCCCUUUUGGGGGAGAGCUGGCUGAUGAGCGCCAAAACUGCCAGAUCUGCUGGGAUUCAUCAGCAAGCUUACACUUACACAAUUAAAGCUGAAGAGUACGCUCCUCAACGUUUGUUCUUAGAGAAGGCCAAGCUUCAUUGGUUAAGGGAAGAACAUGAGCAGGCCCUGACAACUUUGAAGCGAGGUCUGGAGCUAGUUAUGCCCGAAACCGGAAGUACGCAGGCCAUGGCUGCCUUAUCUCUAGAACAAAAAAAAAUAUGUGCAGAGGCCAUGCUUUUAACAGCUUCCUAUAAUGAUUCAAUAUCAAAUGUAGAUACAGAAAUCAAUGUUCAGUAUUAUAAGGAAUCAUUUGAAACCUACAAGGAAUGGGAAAAGAGUUUGGUAUGCUUGGCACAAUACUAUGACCGUAUAUUCCAAACUCACUCUGACGAGGAACGCGAUACAAAAUGCGCAAGCAUUCAACUUCACAUGAUAAACUACUUCUUGAAAUCCCUUCAGUUUGGCACUGAGUUCAUCUACCAAUCACUGCCGAGGAUUUUGUCGAUUUGGUUCGAUUUUGGCACGAGAUUGUUGGACGUCACUUCCAAUACUGUAAAGGAAGAACGGAAAAAUAUGCUGUUCAAAAUGACCAAGUUGAUUGAUGAUUCUCUGAAAAGGUUGCCGGCGUAUAUUUUUUUGACCGCCUUUUCGCAGAUUAUUUCCAGGAUUUGUCAUCCACAAAAGGAGGUUCACCAAGAACUCAAAUCCAUAAUAAUAAAACUUCUGCAGCACUACCCUCAACAGUGCUUGUGGAUGAUAAUUUCCGUGGUAAAAUCCAGCUACGCGAUCAGAUCGAAGCGUUGCAUGGAAAUUCUGAACGACUCGAACCUCAAAACGGGUUCCAUGCUCAAACUGGUCAAAGAUUUCACCAGUUUGGCCGAAAAACUGAUCGAAUUGUGCAACAAGGAGAUACCCGCAGACGUCAGUUCCACCAAAGUCAGUCAGCUGCUGAGGGCUUUGCCCAGGAUGCUCACCAAAAGCGACUUCAGCGAAAUAAUGAUGCCCACGCAGAAGUUCCGCAAACUGGUCCUUCCGAAUCCCGAUUUCAAAAGCAGUCAGCACAACCCGUUCCCGAAUUUUUACGUGCACAUUGCCGGGAUAGAAGACGAAGUGUCCGUAUUAGCCAGUCUGCAACGACCAAGGAAAAUCACCCUUAGAGGAUCCGACGGAAAAGGGUAUAUUUACAUGUUGAAGCCCAAGGACGACUUACGCAAGGAUUUUCGAUUGAUGGAGUUCAACGAUAUCGUCAAUCAGUUAUUGUCUCGGGAACCGGAGGCCAGACAAAGAAGAUUGAACAUCAGGCUGUAUUCUGUGGCGCCUUUGAAUGAGGAAUGCGGUCUUAUCGAAUGGGUUAACAAUUUGGUCGGUUUGAGGCCCAUUUUGGUCAAUUUGUACAAGCAAAAAGGAAUGUUAGUUAGAAACAAGGAACUAAACGAAAUGAAAUGCAACUUAAAAGAUUCUCUGGUGAAAAAACGCGAAGUAUUUUUAAAACUUUUGUUACCAAAACAUCCCCCAGUUUUAGGCGAAUGGUUCAGAAAAACGUUUCCAGACACCCAGAACUGGUUGACAGCAAGAACAGCCUAUACCCGUACUACAGCCGUUAUGUCUAUAGCUGGGUAUAUUCUGGGUUUGGGGGACAGACAUGGGGAAAAUAUACAGUUGGACUCCACGUGUGGAGAUACAGUUCAUGUCGAUUUUAACUGCCUCUUUAACAAAGGUGAAGCUUUUGAAUGGCCAGAACGCGUCCCAUUUAGACUGACGCAAAAUAUGGUGUCAGCCAUGGGCCCUCUAGGGGUCGAAGGUGUAUUUAGAAAAUCAUGCGCAUGCACCUUAAGAGUACUAAGAAACAACACAAACACAUUAAUGUCUAUUGUCACACCUUUUGUGUACGACCCAUUGGUAUCGUGGCCAAGAAACGCGGCUUCAAGCCACAGUAAUGCUGAAAGAACCAACGAACAGGCUGUUGAACACGUAAAAAAUAUUGAACUAAGACUACAGGGUAUUAUUAAAACUAAAAACAGGUCGUUUUCCAUACCCCUCUCCGUUGAAGGACAAACAAAUAACUUAAUAAAUGAAGCUAUAAGUGUUGAUAAUUUAUGCCAAAUGUAUAUUGGAUGGGGGCCUUACAUGUAA
Messenger RNA from Brassicogethes aeneus, 8498 nucleotides. Lineage: Eukaryota; Metazoa; Arthropoda; Insecta; Coleoptera; Nitidulidae. The record is from the annotation of a GenBank genome assembly.